Messenger RNA from Fulvia fulva, 1401 nucleotides. RefSeq lists its product as uncharacterized. The coding region runs from base 1 to 1401 and encodes 466 amino acids. The record is from RefSeq and is a predicted model, not a curated record. NCBI's taxonomy places the organism in Eukaryota, Fungi, Ascomycota, Dothideomycetes, Mycosphaerellales, Mycosphaerellaceae. The transcript has a single exon.
AUGGCGCAGCAGCUCGUGCCUGUCACAGAGAUGACGGACUCGCAUUGGCACGCUUGGUCCAAGGCGCAUCCAAGACUGGACCCGAGUAGGCAGCCAUGCGGCGUUAACAGCAUACUGUACAUGCUGGGCCAUCUCUGCAUACGCCUCGAAAAGAAGGGUCAUCAUGUAGGUGCUACAAACAACGCGGUGUGGCGAACCGGCGAUGACUCACUUGAUGGUACACCUGGCCUGCGCCGCAUCAAAGCGAAACUUGCCACAUUCCACGAGACACUGCUCGGCGAACUCGUCGAGGACAGCAUGCAAGAGUGGCACCGAGCCCGUCACGCGGCGAAUAACAACCACAACCCCAACCCAAUUGGUACGGACGCCGGCUCAGAGCUACAUGCGGCGUUGUACAAAAUGCAGCUCAAGAACCAGAGACUCAAGCAGCAGAUCAAGUACCAGCACAUGCUCAGGAAGGAGUGGGCCGGGGAAGCGGAUACGAAGAUUCACAAGCUUGAGGAUGAGCUUUCAGCUCAAAGACAGGCGGCCGCCGAGAAGGUUGAGGUACUGGAGGACAUGCUGCUGCAGGCAAAAGUGGCGGCAGUCUCAAUGCAAGCUUCACUCAGCAUCAUCAUGGUACCAUCCCUGCGCGGCACUGCUGGAGCAAGCAGAGCAUAUCAGAUCCAGCUGGAUGCCAGACUCGGUCGCCAAGCUGAAGAGGAGGUCAAGAUGAGGGGAGGCUUAAAGGCUCCUAGCUACAUCAGCCGCGAUCAAAGCGACACGUCAAGCCUGAGCAGCUUAAGCUCCGCCAGUGACGAGCUAGCACCUCAUACCCUACAGGAAAUCACCAUACGAGAAGCUGUCUCAUCUCCGACACAAUUCACAAAGGGCGAAGACUGCGACAUCGAUCUGUGGUCGGACGGUCGGCGACCGCUGCACGUGAAGCAUCAAGCACUGUUCGAAGCCGGACAGCGGCGAAAGCAGCGAGAAUUCGACGAGUAUUGCAAGCGCGAAUUCGGCGUCUAUGAAGGCCAGGAGACGGACGAAGGAGAGGACAGUGACGACUCCAGUCUCGAGGAGUAUGCUCCCGAGAGCUUAGGGGGUGUCACGCAGACUCGAUCGAGAACUGCAAUUCGCGGAGUUGUCCCACCUGCACGCGCUACCUCUACCAUCAAACAAGGGGACAACGAAGAGUGGUCCACAUGCCGACAGGAAGACCAUAUGAAGAAGGGCGAACAACGGCUCGACACGGAGAUCGUGAAGCAGCAAGAAGAGGCUAAGCAUCUUGACCGCGAACCACCUGCAGCCAGGACGCAGUUGAUGGCGCGGGAGCAGGUUGAGCGUUACGACCGCUUGGCCGCAGCGAUACAGAGGCAUGAUGCCUCUCUCGACGCAAUGAAGAAGAUGAAGGCCUGGUAG